Chiloscyllium plagiosum (whitespotted bambooshark) is the source of this 3840-nucleotide messenger RNA. RefSeq names its product acyl-CoA synthetase long chain family member 1a (gene acsl1a). Gene Ontology annotation, molecular function: long-chain fatty acid-CoA ligase activity. The record is from RefSeq and is a predicted model, not a curated record. NCBI's taxonomy places the organism in Eukaryota, Metazoa, Chordata, Chondrichthyes, Orectolobiformes, Hemiscylliidae. Gene Ontology annotation, biological process: long-chain fatty acid metabolic process. Gene Ontology annotation, cellular component: endoplasmic reticulum; membrane.
GCUGAGUACACAGUGGUCAAUGUUUAAAAGUUCCAUGUAGCCUUCAGGUCCAUUGCAACUACUGAAAACUGGUUGGGCAGUACGUUUACAGGACGCUGUGUAUUACAGAAGUGAAUUUCCAUUUGCAACGAUGCAAGCAAGUGAUCUGGUGACACACCUGCGCAUACCAGAACUUUGGGAGGUCCGGCAGUUUGUUCGCUCUCUUCCACCAUCGGCUCUAAUAGGCAUUGGCACCAUUGCAGCCCUGAUAGCAUACUGGUAUGCCACAAGACCUAAGCCACAGAAACCUCCGUGUGACCUGACCAAGCAGUCUGUUGAAGUGCAGAAUGGUGAACUUGCUCGGAAAAGUGUACUACUUCAACAGAAAGAUCUGAUAACUUCAUACUAUGUGGAUGUGAGAACCCUGUAUGAUGUGAUGAAAAGGGGUUUGGUUAUAUCGAGUAAUGGUCCUUGUUUGGGGUCAAGGAGCCCAAAUCAGCCUUACGAGUGGAUAUCCUACCGAGAAGUUAUAUCCAGAGCAGAACAUGUGGGUUCAGGAUUAUUCACACGAGGGUACAGACCAGGGAAUAACCAAUUUGUAGGAAUAUUUGCACAGAACAGACCAGAAUGGGUUAUUAUUGAACAGGCCUGUUACACCUACUCCAUGGUGGUGGUACCAUUGUAUGAUACAUUGGGAGAUGAAGCCAUUUCCUACAUCUUAAACAAAGCGGAUAUUGCAAUUGUAUUCUGUGACACACAAGCCAAAGCAGAAUCUGUAUUAAACAGUGUGGAAAGUAAGCAAACGCCAGAUGUUAAGAUCAUCAUUAUCAUGGAUCCUUUUGGAACUGAGCUAAAGCAACGAGGAAUUAACAGUGGAGUUGAAAUUGUAUCUUUGAAGACAAUUGAGUAUGCUGGAAGAGAUCAAAAAUGGAAGCCAAAACCACCGCAACCUGGUGACUUAGCUGUUAUUUGUUUCACAAGUGGAACCACAGGCAAUCCUAAAGGGGCAAUGCUGACGCAUAGAAACAUCGUGUCUAAUUUCUCUGCAUUUGUGAAAGUCACAGAGGGGCAAUGGGUGGCAUCACCCUCUGACAUACACAUUUCCUAUUUACCACUUGCACACAUGUUUGAACGCUUGGUGCAGAUUGUGGUUCUAUGCCAUGGUGCACGAAUUGGCUUCUUUCAGGGAGACAUCAGAUUGCUAAUGGAUGACAUCAAAGUUUUGCGGCCAACUAUUUUUCCUGUUGUCCCUCGACUGCUAAAUAGGAUGUAUGAUAAGAUCCAUAGCCAGGCCAACAGCUUUCUAAAAAGAUGGAUAUUGCAAAUUGCUACUUGGAGAAAAACAGCAGAGCUUCGAAAAGGCAUAAUGCGACGCAACAGCAUAUGGGACAAGUUGGUCUUCCGGAAAAUACAGGAUAGUCUUGGUGGCCAGGUAAAAUUAAUGGUAACUGGUGCGGCUCCUGUGUCUGAGACCGUGCUUACCUUCAUCAGGGCUGCUGUCGGUUGCCAGUUUUAUGAGGGAUAUGGACAAACUGAGUGCACUGCAGGCUGUUCAAUGACCCUUCCUGGAGAUUGGUCAGCAGGACAUGUUGGAGCUCCAAUGCCUUGCAAUCUGAUUAAACUUGUUGACGUAGAAGAAAUGAACUAUUUUGCAAGAGCAGGGGAGGGUGAGAUAUGUAUAAAAGGGACAAAUGUUUUCCGUGGUUACCUUAAAGACCCUGAGAAAACAGCAGAAGCUCUGGAUAACCACAGCUGGUUGCACACAGGGGAUAUAGGAAAAUGGCUGCCAAAUGGCACUCUGAAGAUAAUUGACCGAAAGAAGCACAUCUUCAAACUGGCACAGGGCGAGUACAUUGCACCAGAAAAAAUUGAGAACAUCUACAUCCGAAGUGAGCCUGUGGCCCAGGUGUUUGUCCAUGGUGACAGUCUGCAGGCCUUUCUGGUGGGAAUUGUGGUACCUGAUCCUGAAGUGUUACCUGCAUGGGCACAAAGGAGAAAUAUUACAGGGACAUUUGAGGAAUUGUGUAAAAACAAGGUUUUAAAGGAUGCUAUUUUAGCAAAUUUGACACAAAUUGGAAAGGAAGCUGGACUCAAGUCAUUUGAACAAGUGAAAGAUAUCACUCUGUAUCCUGAGAUGUUCACUGUUCAAAAUGGCCUUCUGACUCCAACGUUCAAGGCAAAGAGGGCAGAGCUGAGAAAAUUCUUUAGUUCACAGAUUGCUGAACUUUACAAAAACAUCACUGUAUAAACAAACACUUUUUUUAAGCAAAUGUAAUUAAUGGCCUUGGUGAUUUGGUAAUGGUAAACUGUUAACAGAUGCUUUGCAAUGACCUCUAACGAGAGUAUAUAUUUUGUACAACAAGCCUUGUGAGCCAAAAAUCUCAGAGAUCACUGUUUAAAUAUAUGGAUUUCCAAAAUACCUUAUAUUUGGAACACUCAUCUCUUUCAUGGGGGAAUGGGAUAGCAAACUUGAUAUGAAGUGGAAGCACAAAGCUGCACAUGAGUAAAAGAUGUACAGUUGUCUCAAAUGCACUAUUGAAUAACAUUCUUUUUAUAUCAAUGUAUACAGCAACUGUUGCACAAAUAUCUAAAAAUGAAAUGAAGAAUAACACUGAAAGUUUUAACAAGGUUACAUUUUUAAUUUAUGAUAUCUCCCGAAGAUUUAAUAUUUGAUGUAUAAGGAAAAAAGGCUUGGCAUUGUAAAUGUUUUUGUACACAGAACCAAAACAGAAUUUGCAAAAUUGUCAGUAAAAUUAAAAUAAAAGUAUGUUUUAUGUAUUUCGUUUAUCAUUCAGUUCUAUGCAUUGAUGACAAAAAAAUUACUUGCUGUGCUGAAAUAAGGUGAAUAUAGUCACCUUGUGAAGUGUAUUAUGUGACCACCCCCACUGUCUGCAAACUGGUACUUUGUUAUCAAGACACCAAAACCUGUUUCAAUAGUUUAGAGGAACCCCGAUUAUCCGGCAUUUGAUCAUCCGACCAAAAUCGCCAGGUCCCAAUACUUGGCUAAUUAUGUUAUCCUGAAGAAGGGCUCAUUCCCGAAACGUCGAUUCUCCUGCUCCUUGGAUGCUGCCUGACCUGCUGCGUUUUUCCAGCAACACAUUUUCAGCUCUAAUUAUGUUAUCCGGCACUCAACUAUCUGGUAUUCGAUUAACCGAGUUAAAUAUUCCCCUCCCGUAUCCUUUGGAUAAUUGAAGUUCCUCUUACAUGUAGCCAAUUCUACUGUAGUUGGUGUCCUUUGCAUUCUCAACCAUUUUGCAAUCUUUGAGUGGAGGAUUUGCAAAGAACAAUCAUAACUCAACUCAACUCCAGAAAUAACUGUUCCAUCCAGUUUGGGAACAUGCAGCAUUUUGUGCUGUGUUGGUGCACUCUAAGGUUUGAGAAUAAAUUAAUAUUAACUGAAGCUUGUUGAUUGCAUGAUUAUUUUUCCAACAGGCAACGGCCUUUAUUCAUGAAAGCUGUCACUUUCACAUUUACUGGGGAAAGAAUCUAUGAAAUUUUAAUCUUGUGUACUUUGCUAUAAGUUGGAAGGCCCUGCAUUAGCAAAUGCAGAUUACUUUUUUUGUAUUCUUGUGCCUUCAAAAUAGGGUAAGAAUUAUGCAUAUGUGUUCUGCAGUCAAGUAAUGAGUGUUCAUUUGAAUAUUUUAUCAAACCAGUAUACUCCACCUUGGUAUACUACUUUUGUAAAUAAAACAAAGUGUUUAUUUUUUUUGUCAAAAUGAUUAUAAAAGGGAGUAAGUGGUAUAUAUAGGAUUGAUACUUGGUGAAUGUGUGCUGCUCAUGGACCUCGGUGACUUAGAAUUGUCUUAUUGAAUCAUUCAUUAUUAUAUAGUAAGUAUAUUAAUAAUAAAUGUUUUACGUUCA